Molecule: messenger RNA, 2109 nt
Organism: Paramecium tetraurelia
Lineage: Eukaryota; Ciliophora; Oligohymenophorea; Peniculida; Parameciidae
Exons: 4
Biological process (GO): nucleotide-excision repair; positive regulation of mitotic recombination; transcription by RNA polymerase II
Cellular component (GO): nucleus
Molecular function (GO): DNA helicase activity; damaged DNA binding; ATP binding
Source: RefSeq, a predicted model, not a curated record
AUGAAAUUCAUCAUAGAUGACAUAGAAGUUAUUUUCCCUUACAAGUUUCUGUAUAAGGAAUAAUUAGAGUACAUGUAGGCACUGAAAUAAACCCUGGAUGAAAAAGGACAUGGAAUUUUGGAAAUGCCUACAGGAACAGGGAAGACAGUCUCAUUGCUGGCAUUCAUUCUUGCCUAUUUAGCACAAAGACCGAACACUAUUAAAAAGCUGAUUUAUUGUACACGUACAGUGGUGGAGAUGGAAAAAACAUUAGAGGAGGUCAGGUUAGUUAUGAAGGCAAGAAAGGCGGAAGGUCUCAAUGAUAAUUUUACUGCUGUCGGAUUGAGUUCAAGAAGAAAUCUGUGUAUCAAUCCAGAUGUUGUCAAUUAGAAAGAUAGAGUGGAUUCUGAAUGCAGAAAGCGAACAGCUGAAUGGGUUAAGAGGGGAUAAAGUGAAAUAUGUAUAUUUUAUGACAAUUUUGAGAAGUCUGCCAAGGAUUUCAUAGCCAAUCUACCUAAUGAUGUUUAUAGUUUAAGUGAUUUGCGUAAGAAUGGAGGGUUUUCAAUGUAAUGUCCUUACUAUACGGCGAGAGAAAUGGUCAAGAAGGCCAAUAUCGUUGUGUAUAACUAUCUGUAUUUGAUUGAUCCAGGAAUAUCUUCAUUAUUGUCUAAGGAUUACAUCAAGGAGAGUGUGGUAGUCUUUGAUGAAGCCCAUAACAUAGAUGAUGUGUGUAUUGAAGCCUAUACAGUGAGAUUGAAUAAACCAAUAUUGGCUGAAGCAAUCAAUAAUCUCAAAGUUGUGGAGACACAAAUUUAGAGUGAGACUAAUGAGAUUUAAAAUAGGUUGAAUGAGGAAUAUAAGAAAUUGAUUAAGAAUUUAGAGAAAAAACCUGAGGGAGAAUUGAAUCAAUUGGUUAUUCCUGGGUAAAUUAGGAAAGCAAGGAACUUCAUUGAUUUUAUGAAAAGAAUAAUUCAGAAGCACUAAAAACAUCUCAUGCUAUUUUACAUCAUACCAAAAGCUUUACUGAAGAGAUAUAAAAGGAAGGGAAAUCUAGACAUUGAUUCUCUCAAAUAAUGUGGAGAACGAUUAAAUCUACUACUAAACACUUUGCAAAUUGCAGAAACUGAUAAAUUUAGACCACUUAGUACUGUUGCACAAUUUGUUAUAAGGAUUCAAAGAACCUUAAAUGAAAAAUUAAUGACCCUGGCAUGUUUUGAUAGUUCAUUAGCCAUGAAAAACAUCUUCGCUUCAUUUCAAUCUGUCAUCCUCACUUCAGGUACCAUGUCACCUAUUGAUAUUUAUCCAAAAAUCUUAGACUUUAAACCAGUCGUUGCUAAAUCUAUCGACAUUGAAUUAACACGUAACUCCAUUCAACCUAUUAUCGUUACUAUGUCAGAAGAUGGCACUGAAUUGACUUCAGAAUUUACAUUCAGAAAUAAUGAGGAUGUCUCUAGGAAUUACGGUAAUUUUUUGCUUGAAUUGUCUGAAAAUGUUCCUGAUGGGCUCAUUGUCUUCAUGCCUUCUUAUAGCAGAAUGGAGGAAUGGGCAAGGCAAUGGCAAAAGGAUAAGUAUUUGGAAUAAAUUUCAAAAAAUAAAGUAUUACUUAUAGAAUCAAAGGAUGUAAAUGAGACAUCAUAAAAACUAUAGUAAUAUCGUAAGUGUUGUGAUGUUGGUAGAGGAGCUGCAUUAUUUUCAAUUGCAAGAGGUAAGAUUGCAGAAGGUAUAGAUUUUGAGGGUCAUUAUGGAAGAUGUGUUGCUGUGAUAGGAUUUCCAGCCUUGAACAGUAAAGACACUUUGAUUUUAGAGAGAUGUAAAUUUUUAGAAGAGAAAUUUAAAAUAACAAAAAAUGAUUUUAUAGAAUUUGAUGCUAUGAGAUAAACAUGCUAAUGUUUGGGUAGAGUUCUAAGGGGUAAGCAGGAUUAUGGAAUUAUGAUUAUGGCAGACAAGAGAUUUGCUUAGAAGAGUAAAUUAUCAAAAAUGCCAAGAUGGAUUUAUAAAUAAUUAGACUAAUCUAGAUGCUUAAAUAUUACUAGUGAGACUGCCAUCACUGUAGUUCGAGAUUUCUUUAGAUAGAUGGCACAACCUUUUAAAAUUGCUGAUAAUAGUUAUUUUACAUAAGACACAUUGUGA